Molecule: messenger RNA, 877 nt
Organism: Paramuricea clavata
Lineage: Eukaryota; Metazoa; Cnidaria; Anthozoa; Malacalcyonacea; Plexauridae
Source: the annotation of a GenBank genome assembly
AUGACCAACAUCAAAGAAGAUGUCCAAGCUAAAGUGAAAUCGCCAGAGGUGUAUAUAGUUGCCAGGUCAGGAAGUUCAGAUGCCGAACAAUUGGCCUAUAUAGACACACAACGAGAAUGCCUGGAAGACAUGGGAAGUAAAUUGACAACAAACUCUGGUACUAAUGUCACAGAUAAAAUGAGAUACUUUCAUGGCGAUAGUCUAGCACGUGAAUGUGAAUGUGGACAGCAGAAAGGUGGUAACUACUACUGUUCCGGAUGUGGUGCAUAUGCGCAACGAGUUUAUGAGUUAGACUAUGUUUUUGCUGUUGAUGGAUGUCAUUGUCGGAUCGCCAACAGUUGAUGCUAAAUGGGCCCUAUGGUCGAAAAAAUUCUUUGGCAAAAACUUCAAGCCCCUGCAGAAGUUGAAAAAACAGGAACUGAUAACAGAAUUGCAUCCAAGGGGGAUUUUUGAAGGUGAGACAAAGUCUGAACUUGAAAAGGUUCUGCAAUAUGAAAUGCAUGGUGUCCAGCAGGUCCCUGUCUUGCUUUACAAUACACCUACCACUUCACUGGAAUUGAUUAACUGUGAGAACUACGAGAUACUUUCCUUUGAAACUCUACACGACAUUGGCAAACACAUAGAGAAUGUCCUGACAGAACUCCCAGCCCACCUGCCAGCAGAAGAAGCUAAAGACGUAGAAGAAGUCAUCAACCUUUCAAUGGAAGGAAAAGAUACCAAGCGGACUUUUGAUUACCGGCAUGCUAUAGUCAUUCUUGCACAACAUUCUGUCAAAAUAUCAUCUCACCGUGUCCAACAACUCCUGACCUCUUUGGUAGAAAUUCAGAGGCUUGCAUACAGCUCAGAGAACGAAAGAACCCCCAAAUCAAUCCAGUGA